AACAAAUCACAGCAAAUGAGACCAUUCUCGUUUAGAGGAUCGUUCGGAAAUGAUACACAGAUUCUAUUAGCCUGUUAUCACUCUGUCUUCCUGCUGAAUUGUCAGAUUACACGUUCUCAGUGUCAUUAGUGGUUUUGUGCAACUUUUGACACAUUAGUGCUGGCUAAAAAUGAACAAUUUUAAGUUUCCUUGUUUGACCCUGCUGCUGGUCUUGGCCGUUCCCCACACCAAUUCCGUAUACCUCCGAAUGAGCACCUAUGACCUUAUGAAAUGCUCGUAUGGUGAGCGAGGCUCUCUAACUGCGACCUGUGUAAACGCCACCUCCAGCUACUUCAAGAACACCCCUUACAGAUUUGACCACCUGGACGAGACCCUUCGCUGUGUAAACUGCUCAUUGCAGACUCUAGAAACCGGAAGUUUCGAUAUUUCCGGUAACCAAAUCAAAAACCUCGAUUUGUCCAAUAGUCUCAUCGAGAUCGUCAGACAGAAAGCCUUUGUUGGCUUGAUUUUCCUGCAGCGUUUGAUCCUUGCCAACAACGCUAUUAAGUCGAUCUAUCCGGGAACGUUCACCGGAGUGAAGAAAAUCACCUACGUGGACUUGGAGAAUAACUCAAUCAGUAUUUUAUCCGACGACGGUUUCCUCGAACUGAUCAAUUUAGAGGAGCUAAAUCUGCGACACAACGAAAUUAAAAGUAUCGCAACGUCGGCCUUCAACGGUUUGGUGCAUUUGCAAGAGCUGGAUUUGAGCUACAAUGCCAUCAGUGAUGUCAAUGGUGUUUUCAAUAAUCUGUCGAGUUUGAGACUUCUGGAUCUCAGCUAUAAUAAAAUUUCCGUGUUGACGGGGAAGGAGUUUGAUAAUUUGACGUCUCUGUUGGAGAUUCGAUUCAAGUUUAAUCACAUAACGACAAUUCCGGCGUCGGAAUUCUACUCGAUGAGUCGAUUAAGACGUUUAGAUUUAUCGUUUAACGCCAUCAGUGGAAUAAUGGCUGGUUCUUUCAAGGGUCUGCAUGCUUUGGAAAUCUUAGAUCUCAGCAACAACGUCAUCACGGAAGUGCCCCAGAAGACGCUGCAAAGUUUGCAUAAUCUCCAAUACUUGAACUUCUCCGACAACAGGUUAUCUAUAUUCCAGACGGGUCUAUAUUCAGGCUUGCCUCAGCUCCGAGUAUUAAAUUUCUCUCACAACGUUAUCGAGGAUAUUGAGAUUACCGGAGUGUUCUCCUUGGACAGCCUGGACACGCUGGACUUCUCCUUCAACAAUAUCUCCAAUGUAGAUUACGUCAGGCUAAUAUCCAGACUACCUAAAAUCGCAUAUUUAAAUCUGGAAGACAACUUUUUACCCUGCGGAUUAGAAAAAGAAAUGGAGGAUUAUUUCGCCGAAGAUAAUUUCAAGUUUAUUUUGUACAGAAAUGAGGCUAAUGUAAUUAAGUGCGUACAGACGGACGCGCUACCAAAGAACAAACAUACUUACCACAAAGACAGUUUGAUUAGAGCAGCUGAAAUGGGGGGCGGAAGUAGCGCAAAUGCUUGGAUUUUUGUAUUGAUUGGGAUCACCCUCGUCUUAGUUUGCGUUCUUUAUUAUCUACAACUUCGUACUUACCAAGAAAUGAGGUCUCUAUCAGUUAAGCGGACUACGUCCGAAGUCCAUUUGAUUUCUUCAGAUCUUGAAUCUAGAGAUAACGAUUAUUUGAAAGAGUAACCACUUGCAUGUACAUAAAAUUUUAGGAUUAUUGUGAGAUUUAAUGCUAAGCCACUACUUUACUACUGUAUAUUUUAUACAAAAAUAUUAAAUGUAAACGUAUUUUUAAUAAAGUUUAUUGCCCAACUAAAAGUCUAGAAUAAUACGUUUGUUUGUCACUACACAGAUGGUUGGAAAUAAAUUGAUUUCUUCCUUA
Molecule: messenger RNA, 1892 nt
Organism: Tribolium madens (black flour beetle)
Lineage: Eukaryota; Metazoa; Arthropoda; Insecta; Coleoptera; Tenebrionidae
Product: leucine-rich repeat-containing protein 15-like
Exons: 2
Coding region: 170-1696 (508 amino acids)
Cellular component (GO): extracellular matrix
Molecular function (GO): protein binding
Source: RefSeq, a predicted model, not a curated record